Molecule: messenger RNA, 3307 nt
Organism: Electrophorus electricus (electric eel)
Lineage: Eukaryota; Metazoa; Chordata; Actinopteri; Gymnotiformes; Gymnotidae
Gene: rbm24b
Product: RNA binding motif protein 24b
Biological process (GO): positive regulation of myotube differentiation; regulation of alternative mRNA splicing, via spliceosome; mRNA stabilization
Cellular component (GO): cytosol; nucleus
Molecular function (GO): mRNA 3'-UTR binding
Source: RefSeq, a predicted model, not a curated record
CCUAACGCUACCAGCACCAAGACGGUAAGAUUUACAGAUGUUCAAAUGUCAAAUUAAAAUCUCUUAUAAUACGCCACUUAGACUUUUUUGUAUUGCUAAAAAUAUACAUCUUAGAUAAAAUUAACAGAACCAAAAAAUUGUCAAUAUUGGCGGUGCGACUGUUCUAACGUUUGUGUGAUAAAUUGUGGUUGGGUCCGCCAUGAAGCUGUCAGGACGGGGCGUUCGGGGGGAGUUUCCAUAAGUCCUCAGCUGAGACAGAAACGGUCAAAGACGAAGUUGGAAUGAAGUUUACUGGGACGAAUACACUUUUAAUUUAGCGUUGGAAACACGUACUUUUAACUUUAUCUAACUCGGAACAAAGACUUUGUGUAUUGCUGUUGCACUUUUGCUUUAAGUCGGUGUGAAGGACAGGAUCAGUUGCUGUCUUAAAGCACUUCUUGUCGGACCGUGUGAAGGACAGGAUCGGUUGCUGACUUAAAGCACUUCUUGUCGGACCGUUUUCGCCUUGUGUCGACGCUAACGGCGCGGAGGAUGCACACCUCACAGACGGACACAACUUACACCAAGAUCUUUGUCGGAGGGCUUCCCUAUCACACCACGGAUUCGAGUCUCAGGAAAUAUUUUGAAAUGUUUGGGGAGAUUGAGGAAGCUGUCGUUAUCACGGACAGGCAGACUGGAAAGUCCAGGGGUUAUGGCUUUGUGACCAUGGCAGACCGAGCAUCAGCAGAGAGAGCAUGUAAGGACCCGAACCCUAUCAUUGAUGGCCGGAAGGCCAACGUGAAUCUGGCCUACCUGGGAGCCAAGCCCAGGAUCAUGCAGCCAGGGUUCUCAUUUGGUGUUGCUCAGAUGCAACCAACAUUUAUCCAAAGGCCUUAUGGAGAUAGUGAGGAUGUUCAAACCCAACUACAGUAUCCUUCCCCUUUCCGCCAGGUUAUGAGGAUUCCCACUCACUACGUGUACCCUCAGGCCUUCGUCCAGCCGAGCGUCGUCAUCCCACAUGUCCAGACCACGGCUGCUUCAGCUGCCUCCUCCUACCUGGACUACAGCAGUGCCUAUGCGCAGUACUCCGCGGCCGCUAGCACCUUCGACCAGUACCCAUACGCCGCCUCGCCUGCUGCCAGCUACGUCGCCGCGGCUGGGUACGGCUACGUGCAGCAACCGCUGUCUUCCCCUGCCCCGGUGGCGGCGUCUACAGCUGCAGCUGCGUUUGGCCAGUACCAGCAGCAGCUGCAGGCAGACCGUAUGCAGUAGGGGGAGGAGCCAGGAGGGAGGAGCCUGAGCACACGUAAAACUGGAGCACGCAGACCCAGCAUUCACCAAGGAACAAACCCAGCAAACCCAUCUGUUGGGUUGGUGUGCCAUGCCCACUUGUGAGAUUGCUGGGGAGUUUUUAGAAUGUUUUCCCCCAUUCACACUGGGUCAUCUGGUGCCUCAGUUCCUAAAUGGCAUCAUUAGGCUGUUGGUGUUUGUUGGAGAAUGUCGGGUUCAUGCGUCUUUGGCUUAAGAGGAGGCAGGGGAUGAAGAGACUAGUUUAUGGCCUGAUAGUGCCGGUGGGAGUGGAUUGGAAGUGUGCUAGGGGGACAUUUCUGACAGUACUGCAACUCAACCAAAGAUCAUCGUGGUGAUAUUGGACAGAAAUAAGGUUUAAUUGUUCUGUGCUUGUGUCUACUGUUAUCCAUUUGUUUUGUGUUUUUUUAAAAAUUUUGUUUGUGUUUAUUUAAUAAGGCGAAUCCAUGUUCUGUUUUCACCAGUGGUGUCACACUAUUUAUCGUGCCACUGGACUGUUAAGGGAAGCUUCCCAGAAGCAUCAUCUCUUAAAAGAUUUGAACUGUUACAAAGAGUGCUUGCUUUACCAGUUGAUAAGGAUUUGAGUACUAUAUUGCUUUUUAAAAACUAAUUCGUGUUGACAGUCACAGUAAUGUUUCAUAUUUCUAUAUGUUUUUAGAGGCAAGAUUGCUGGCUUCUUACUGAAUGUUGUAAACAUUGCAAAUUUAGGAGCAAAACAACUUCAGACACUGUGGUGAUCUCCUGGAGAGCUGAGACGUUUCUGCAGCGUUAUUCUAGGGAUCGUUCCUGUGAGUCUGGUGCCACAGCACGCUUCUAAACCUACACGUGCUUAUUCAUAUACAUGACGGAAACUUCAUUCACAUGACCAUCAACACUACAGCGUGUAGGUGUUAGUUACUGGUGGGUUGCAGAGCUGGCCUAUGACAUCAUAGAAACAGAAACUGUUUCUAUGGUUACAGUGCCAUAUGUCACAGGAGUAAGGUCUUUGCAUUUAGUGCUUUACAAAUCCAGGGAUAAAUGCUCCUUUGCAUGUGCUACAGCUACUAGGGAUGACAAAAGUGGAACUACAUUUUCUGGAAAAAUGUCUGCUCCCUGUGGCUUCGCAGUAACAGCUGUAAGCCGAUGUUUAAACUUUAGAUGUCACCCUGCUGAACACAGUUCGGGUCCGUGGUAGAGAAAUGGUUCAUUUAUAUUCAUAAGAUAUGGGAUUCUAUACAAUGCCGCUGAAAUACACAUUUGGAUUUGACGGGUUUGUAUAGGAGUGUAUGAUGAUGUCUGUAUAUUGCAAUGACACGCGUGUUUUUAGUAUGCCCUGUUGCUUGCCAACGCGUGGAGUCCCUCCCAUCACUGCUGAACUGUGUGCAUGUGCAACUGUGAGUGUGAUUUCUUUGUUUUUCCAUCAUUUUGUGAUGGAGGUGUUCUUUACAAAUGGGGGUUCAAUUUUAUACUUGAAUGAUACAUUACAUGAAGAAUAUCUGGAAAUAAAACAGCCCUUCCAUCUGAAUUGUAGUUUUUUUAAAAUAAGAAUUUCUAAACAUAUUUUAUGAAAACUAUUUUUUUUAGUGGGAAAAAACAUUCAAUAUGUCCAUGCUUCAUCAAAAAAUAUUAAUAGUAGUAUUAGUAGAAUCUAUCCCUCUAUGGCUAGAGAAAUGUUUGGGCUCCUUUUACCGUACUGCCUGAACUCCUGUGUUGUUUUACGCUGUAAUUCAACAAUCAUGACUUCAUGCUCCAUGAAAGGUCUUGUAGUGUUAGCUGAUGUGCAAAUGUGCCUAGGGUUUUUUGUUUUUUUUUGCAUAUUUUAGGCAUAUGUUAUCAGAACAACAUAAAUAUAUAUAUAUGUUUCAGUAGACAGCAUGUGUUCUCUCUGGGGAUCAAGCCCAUGACUUUGUUACAAGCACCUUGUGCUACCUCCUGUACCCAGUGAACUACAGGAACACUAAAGGUUUAUUAAAGGUGCCAGUAUAAUGAGAGAAAUGUUUUAAUUAACAUUGCAGUAAUUGAGUAAAAAUGCUAUAUUUUA